AUGGUCGGACGUCUGCAAGGGAAGAACGCCAUCGUGACCGGUGCCGCUGGCGGCAUCGGCCUCGAAACCACAAUCCUCAUGCUCUGCGAAGGCGCGUCCGUGCUGAUGGCAGAUAUCAGCAACGCCGGUCUCAGCAAAGCACUGGGUAAGGUCAACGCCGUCGUUCCACCCGAAUCGCGCGUGGGAAAGGUCGAGACCAGAGUCGUGGACGUAUCAAAAGAAUCAGACAUCGAAGCUGCAGUCGCACACCUCGACGCCUGGGGCGGAAUCGACGUGAUAUUCAACAAUGCCGGAAUCAUGCACGCGAAGGAUGACGACGCCGUCGCGACCCCGGAGGCUAUCUGGGACCUCACUCAAAAUAUCAACGUGAAGGGCGUGUGGUUCGGGUCCAAGCAUGCUGUCCUCGGAUUCCGGAAGCACGGAAAGAAGCGCGGUAGUGUUAUCAACACGGCGAGUAUGGUUGCUCUGGUUGGUGCAGCGACGCCGCAGCUGGCGUACACUGCUAGCAAGGGUGCGGUGUUGGCGAUGACCAGGGAGUUGGCGAUUGUUCAUGCACGAGAAGGAUUCCGAUUCAACUCUCUCUGCCCUGCACCCCUCAACACGCCCCUGCUUCAGGAUUGGCUCGGAGAUGACAAGGAGAAGCGAUUCCGACGCGAAGUACACUUCCCUACCGGCCGGUUCGGCGAAGCGAUCGAGCAAGCACACGCGGUCAUCUUCCUCGCGAGCGACGAGAGCAGUUUUGUCAACGCGACCGAUUUUGUCGUGGACGGUGGUCUCACCAAGGCAUACGUGACACCCGAGGGACCGGCGACUGAGGCGCCGAAGAAUCUGGCUGGACCAUAG
Messenger RNA from Penicillium argentinense, 843 nucleotides. Its product is annotated as oxidoreductase, short-chain dehydrogenase/reductase family. Bases 1 to 843 code for a protein of 280 amino acids. The transcript has 3 exons. Lineage: Eukaryota; Fungi; Ascomycota; Eurotiomycetes; Eurotiales; Aspergillaceae. The record is from RefSeq and is a predicted model, not a curated record.